GGAAAAUCGAAAUCGAGUACUUUUUCUCCAGGUUCGGGUUCGGUCCUUUGCUCGGACCUGCGACGUACCCGCCAGUUGGCCGACGACGACCACCACCAGAGCUGUUUAAUCUUUCUUUGAUUUCGCGAUUUACUAUCGUUGCGCAAUUCCAGCUGUCAAUCAUGUCGACUUCACGGACAUUUGCGACGAGCCUGGCGAGGCUGUCGUCUACGGCGUCACGAACUCCACGAACACAGACACAGACAAGGGCGUUAUGCUCGUUGCCCCAGUCAUGGUCUUCCAACAGGCCAAGGACAUCAUUCUCGAUGCGCUCUCUCGUUCCUGCACCUGCGCCCUCGUCUCGGGCCUUUACCACAACUAGCCCCCGGCGGCAUGGUCACUUGACGCCGCCAAAGCCUGGAGAGGAGCUGCACGUCACCUUCAUUGACAAAGACGGCGACGAGUACAAGUUCCAAGUAAGCGAGGGCGACAACUUGCUCGACAUUGCGCAGGCCAACGAUCUCGAAAUGGAGGGUGCAUGUGGCGGAUCCUGCGCGUGCUCGACCUGCCAUGUCAUCGUGCAAGACGAGGGGAUGUACGACAAGAUCCCCGAGCCCGAGGAUGACGAGAACGACAUGCUGGACCUCGCAUUUGGAUUGACCGAGACGAGCCGGCUCGGGUGCCAGGUCAAGAUGACCAAGGAGCUGGACGGUCUGGUCGUGAAGCUGCCAUCCAUGACGAGGAAUCUGCAGGCCAGCGACUUUAGCUAAUUGAAGGGGGGGUAACGCCACCCCUUUUUGUAUCAAUGCAAUACCAAUAUUUGUAACAAGUAA
Messenger RNA from Emericellopsis atlantica, 812 nucleotides. Its product is annotated as 2Fe-2S ferredoxin-type domain-containing protein. The record is from RefSeq and is a predicted model, not a curated record. The transcript has 2 exons. The coding region runs from base 162 to 749 and encodes 195 amino acids. Gene Ontology annotation, molecular function: 2 iron, 2 sulfur cluster binding. Gene Ontology annotation, cellular component: mitochondrion. NCBI's taxonomy places the organism in Eukaryota, Fungi, Ascomycota, Sordariomycetes, Hypocreales, Bionectriaceae. Gene Ontology annotation, biological process: P450-containing electron transport chain; positive regulation of oxidoreductase activity.